AUGACUGGCGGAACAACCGUUCGCGAUGUUGAUGCGCAGAAGUUCAUCAACGCCUACGCUGCUUUCUUGAAGCGUCAGGGCAAGCUCCCCAUCCCUGGUUGGGUCGAUACUGUCAAGACUGGUGUCGCCAAGGAGCUCCCUCCCCAGGACAUUGACUGGUACUACAUCCGCGCCGCUUCCAUCGCGCGCCACGUCUAUCUCCGCAAGACCGUCGGUGUCGGCCGUCUCCGCAAGGUCCACGGUACCGCCAAGAACCGCGGCGCCCGUCCCUCCAAGCACAUUGAUGCCUCGGGUUCCGUCGACCGCAAGGUCCUCCAGUCCCUCGAGAAGAUUGGUGUCCUCGAGCAGGAUGAGGACAAGGGUGGACGCCGCAUCACCCAGGCCGGCCAGCGUGAUCUGGACCGUAUCGCCCAGACCACCGCUGAGGCCGAGGAGGAGGACGACGACGAUGACGAGUAG
Molecule: messenger RNA, 459 nt
Organism: Emericellopsis cladophorae
Lineage: Eukaryota; Fungi; Ascomycota; Sordariomycetes; Hypocreales; Bionectriaceae
Product: 40S ribosomal protein S19
Exons: 3
Coding region: 1-459 (152 amino acids)
Biological process (GO): translation; ribosomal small subunit assembly
Cellular component (GO): ribosome; cytosolic small ribosomal subunit
Molecular function (GO): RNA binding; structural constituent of ribosome
Source: RefSeq, a predicted model, not a curated record